This is a messenger RNA of Carya illinoinensis, 987 nucleotides long. Its product is annotated as protein FAR1-RELATED SEQUENCE 5-like. The record is from RefSeq and is a predicted model, not a curated record. NCBI's taxonomy places the organism in Eukaryota, Viridiplantae, Streptophyta, Magnoliopsida, Fagales, Juglandaceae. The transcript has a single exon. Gene Ontology annotation, biological process: regulation of DNA-templated transcription. The coding region runs from base 1 to 987 and encodes 328 amino acids.
AUGGAUUUAGAUAAUGAGGGGAGGUUAAAGAAUGUUUUAUGGGUAGAUUCAUGUAGUCGGGCAACCUAUCAGUAUUUUGGUGACGUGGUCACAUUCGACACCACAUACCUGACUAAUAGGUAUGGGAUGCUCUUUGCACCAUUCGUUGGUGUAAACCACCAUGGGAAAUCGAUUCUUUUGGGGGCUGGGUUGAUUUCUAGUCAGGACACGGAGACGUUUACAUGGCUAUUCCAAAUUUGGUUGCAAUGUAUGGAUGGUAUAGCUCCAAAGUCUAUUAUUACUAAUCAAGAUAGAGCAAUGAAAAAUGCAAUUGCUAUUGUCUUUCCAGAAACUCGACACACAUUUUGCCUAUGGCAUAUACUCAAGAAAGUCCCUGAGAAGCUUGGGUCAUAUGCAACCUACAAGAGUGGACUGAAAACUCAACUCAUGAAAUGUGUGUACGACACACAAACCAUUGAAGAGUUUGGAAAAUGUUGGGCCGAGUUUAUUAGUACAUACGAGUUACAAGAGAAUGGUUGGUUGGAAAGUUUAUAUGCGGAGCGUGAGCAUUGGGUACUGGUUUUUCUAAAAGAGCAUUUUUGGGCUGGUAUGAGUACAACACAUCGCAGUGAGAGUAUGAAUGCUUUUUUUGACGGUUAUGUCCAUUCCAAGACAAACUUGAAGGAGUUUGUUGAACAUUUUGACAGUGCACUGAAGAAAAAAAUUGAGAAUGAAAAUCAGGCAGAAUUCCAGUCAUUUAGUGGCACCAUUCCCUGCAUUUCUAGAUCCCCAAUUGAAAAGAAAUUUCAAUUGUUGUAUACUAACACAAAAUUUAAGGAAGUACAACAACAAGUAAUUGGUGUGCUUGACUUGGACCCUUCUCUACUAACAUCGGAUGGUGUAAUGAAGAGUUAUUUGGUAGAAGAUGAGGUCCGAAUUCAUGAGUAUUCAAAACAAGUUACAUAUUAUGUGGAUUUUAAUGUGAAUGACUGUUCUACGAAGUGUUAA